Orbilia oligospora ATCC 24927 is the source of this 1068-nucleotide messenger RNA. RefSeq lists its product as uncharacterized. The coding region runs from base 1 to 1068 and encodes 355 amino acids. NCBI's taxonomy places the organism in Eukaryota, Fungi, Ascomycota, Orbiliomycetes, Orbiliales, Orbiliaceae. The record is from RefSeq and is a predicted model, not a curated record. The transcript has a single exon.
AUGCCAGGCGUCACACUACCUAUCCCAGCUCCUGAGCCACGCAGACCUUCAAUCUGGGAGCCUUCCUUUGGUCGUGACUGGACUCUUUACCCGGACUCUCCAACCCUCUCUCAUACUUUUGAUGAUGUCGACUUGGAUGACAUUACCAAGCGAGGUGUCUCGAAGGCUGCAUCGUUCAAGGAGCAAGAGUACGAUCCGGCCAUGCUGAUGUACCAUCCAUACGACAAGACUGAUGCCCAAUCUUAUCCACAGCCAUUUGAGUGGGAGAAAUGGUUUGAUGACCUCGCCGAUCUUCCCUCUCAGGCUCGUUCUCCAUCUAUUACAUCGGCAAAGACUAUGGAUACAACCGAAGUAGCAGCUUCAGCUUCGAGGAGAGGAAGUGUCCAGCAGUUCACUCCCUCUGGUAGCGGAUCUUCUUUCUCUCACAUCACACCUAUUUCUCGCCGAAGCAGUUGUGCAGACACUUCGUCUAGAAUAUCUCGCCGUCAGGAUCCUGCCGCCUACCUAGCCAACAAAAGACUCUCUUCUUUACUAUCUUCUUUCUCCUUUUGUCAGUCUCAAGACUCUCUAUAUCAGCCUAGUAGACCUUCACAAGACAUUGGUCCUUUAUCCCUUCGGACCUCUAGGACUAGCUUCUCACUCGCCCCAACAAUCACAAGUACAAGUACAUCUUCGUCCCGUUCGGCUUCCAGCCUCCACCCAAAUGUCCCACGUCGCCGACGGAGCAGCACCAAGAGGCGUAAUACUGCUUUGCUCCUUUCUCACAUGGGUGCUAGCCUUACACCUUACCGAAUGGAUUCUUACUCUUCAGAACUACAGAAAGUUGUUUCUGGGAUCCCAAUUUCAGCUUUCAUUCAUCCAAAGAUGCACAUCCCUGGGAGUUUGGAGUACGGACCCGUGGAAGAAGAUGGAGGUUAUAGUGAUGCUUAUCCCUUGAGGCAUACGAGACAAUGGUCAUUCGAUAUACUUGGUUUGGCCGAUGCACAAGGUGACUUGGUCAUGGACGGCAUCGAGUGGGAAUCUGUUAUUUCGGGGGGAGACGGUGCUUCCUUCUCUGAAGCAGCAUAA